AUGUCGAUCCUCCUGACAAAACUCUCCACGACUACAUCACAUCCUGUCAAAGAGGACUUGCCAUCGGUAAAUCUGCUCAUCCCUGUCCUGGUGCCAACGGUUGCCACCCUUCUGUUUCUGUCACUGGUCGUGGGGCUCCUACUGUUGAAGAGGAGACACGAUCAGAACGUGGAGACCAACAACGACCCCAGGGAUGCCCACUUCUGGGUAGUCCCGAAUGUUUCCACCCCGGGCCUGCUUAGGUCAGGAUCCCUCCCCGUUGUUAGCCGUACACGAAGGGAGAUCCCACAGGACACAGUCUCCCGAUGGUCACUUCCACCUGUACUUGCCUCCAUCGAACCGACGUACGCUGAGAUCCCCGACCAUGUAGCUGCUGCACAGCGGCCCCUGCCUGCUCUGCCGCACACCUACAGUGAGAUCCCAGAUCACAUCGCUGCAGCACAGCGACCUCUCCCUGCCCUCCCACACAUCUACAGCAACAUCCCACAAAACGCCAUCUCGCAGCUUCAACGAUCAGCUUCCCUCCCCACACCAACGCGCAUAGCGGGCGGAGAUGGCACCGCCUCCCGUACUUCAUUACCUGCUGCGCUUCCUUCACACGAACCUUCUGGUCGUGAUAUCACCUAUGGUGAUCAUGAUGAUGACGAUGGGUCCAUUCAUUUCUACGCCGCUGCUGCAGAUCUAUCGCUUCCUACACUCGGGUCGAAUGUGCAGACCCUACAGGCAAAGCUCUACUUCCCAAGCCCUGGCAGGUACAAUGCCGACUGUGUGACCCUCCGAGCUCGAGGUGAGAGACGGCAAGGAGUGUGGAGGCUCAAUCGUUUGUACCAACCUGGUAGCCAAGGGGUGAGAACAUAUGUAAAUGCCUCUGUAAGUCGUCCCACAAGGCAAGACAUCGUAGCCGUUACAUUCCCUAACACCUACUGGCCAUGGGAGAUCCCAGGGGAGGGAACCUGUAACACACCACGGCGUGCGUCUCUCUCCCUAGUCACACUACCUAACACCUACUGGCCAUGGGAGAUCCCAGGGGAGGGAACCCCUAACACACCACGGCGUGCGUCCCUCCACACCGUCACUCCACCUAACACCUACUGGCCAUGGGAGAUCCCAGGGGAGGGAACCCGUAACACACCACGGCGUGCGUCCCUCCCCACCGUCACACCACCUAACACCUACUGGCCAUGGGAGAUCCCAGGGGAGGGAACCCGUAACACACCACGGCGUGCGUCUCUCUCCCUUGUCACACUACCUAACACCUAA
Branchiostoma belcheri (Belcher's lancelet) is the source of this 1260-nucleotide messenger RNA. RefSeq lists its product as uncharacterized. The record is from RefSeq and is a predicted model, not a curated record. Gene Ontology annotation, cellular component: plasma membrane. Bases 1 to 1260 code for a protein of 419 amino acids. The transcript has a single exon. NCBI's taxonomy places the organism in Eukaryota, Metazoa, Chordata, Leptocardii, Amphioxiformes, Branchiostomatidae.